AUGGCUUUCAACCCAGCACUUAUCGUUGUCGAUCUCCAGGAGGACUUCCUGCCUCCUUCUGGCUCACUGGCUGUGACGGAUGGCAGGGACAUCAUUCCCGCAAUUCUGGAACUCACGGAUCUGGAAAAAUACAACUGGAAGACCAUAAUUGCCACUAAAGACUGGCAUCCGCAGGACCAUUGCUCUUUCGCCUCAAACAACAACGUCGCCCCAUACUCGAAGGUAUGGUUUUCCCACCCACUGGGCGAAAAGGACCCCAUCACCCACGAAGUGAAAAAAAGACUGGAAACAGUCUGGCCCGAUCAUUGUGUUCAAGACUCCAGAGGAUCCGAGUUUCCAGCUGAAUUCCAGGCCCAAUGGGAUAUUCUUGAGCAAUCUGCGACCUCAACCCAUCUGGUCAAGAAGGGCUAUCUCAAGGACCGCGAGUAUUAUUCGGCCUUCGAAGACGUCUGGAAACUACACCACACAGAACUGGAGGAUAUACUGGUUUCUGAGAAAAUUACACAUGUGUUCACGGUGGGAUUGGCGUGCGACUUUUGCGUUGUGAACACUUCGAUUGAUUCUGCCUCUCUGGGGUUCCCAACGUUUUCAAUCAAGGAGUGCAGUAGGUCCGUGUAUCCGGAUAAGCAGAAGGAGACGGACGAGCUUUAUGAGGAAAAUAAUGUGAAGUUGAUAUCACUGAAUAGUGAUAUCUUGAAAAAGGUAGAAAAACAUUGA
Kuraishia capsulata CBS 1993 is the source of this 717-nucleotide messenger RNA. RefSeq lists its product as uncharacterized. The record is from RefSeq and is a predicted model, not a curated record. NCBI's taxonomy places the organism in Eukaryota, Fungi, Ascomycota, Pichiomycetes, Pichiales, Pichiaceae. Bases 1 to 717 code for a protein of 238 amino acids. The transcript has a single exon.